CUGUUCUCUCUGUGCUUUGAAGGCUUCCUGCUGGACUUUGUCUCCUAUCCUGUAAUAAAAGGCUUCACCUGCGCGGCUGCUGUCACCAUUGGCUUCGGUCAAGUCAAAAACAUCCUGGGCCUCCGGGGCGUUCCCCAGCAGUUCUUCCUGGAGGUGUACUGCACCCUGUCCCGGGUCCCGGAGGCCCGGGUUGGGGACGUGGUGCUGGGGCUAAUCUGCCUGGUUCUGCUGGCCGCGCUCAGCGGGAUGAAGGCGACUCUGGGGUCAGAAGAAGCCCCGACCCUAACCCUAACCCGGGCCGCCAGGAAGCUGGGCUUUGGGGGAGGCCUGGCCGUCAUCCCCUUCAUGGGUCUGCUGGAGAGCAUCGCGAUUGCAAAAGCUUUUGCCAGUCAGAACGACUACAGGAUCGAUGCCAACCAGGAGCUGCUGGCCAUCGGCGUGACCAACGUCAUGGGCUCCUUCGUGUCGGCGUACCCCGUCACCGGCAGCUUCGGGAGGACAGCUGUGAACUCCCAGACAGGGGUUUGCACACCAGCUGGGGGGCUGAUCACCAGUGCGAUCGUGUUGCUGUCCCUGGCCUUCCUCAUGCCGGCCUUCUACUACAUCCCCAAAGCCUCUCUGGCUGCUGUUAUCAUCUGUGCUGUGGCUCCCAUGGUGGACUACCGCGUCGUAGCAAAGAUGUGGAGGAUACACAGGUUGGACCUGCUGCCCUUCUUUGUGACGUUCCUGGUGAGUUUCUGGGAGGUGCAGUACGGCAUCAUAGGAGGGGUCGCUGUCUCCGGAGCUCUGCUUCUUUACAGAGCUGCACGACCACAGAUAAAGGUGUCUGACCACGGCGUGCUGGUGAUGGAGCUGAACAGCGGCCUCAUAUUUCCAGCCUCGGAGCAUCUGAGUCACAUCAUUCACACUCAGGCCCUGCAGGGUAGGUUGCUCUUAAGAUGA
This is a messenger RNA of Menidia menidia (Atlantic silverside), 942 nucleotides long. The record is from the annotation of a GenBank genome assembly. NCBI's taxonomy places the organism in Eukaryota, Metazoa, Chordata, Actinopteri, Atheriniformes, Atherinopsidae.